Molecule: messenger RNA, 1863 nt
Organism: Styela clava
Lineage: Eukaryota; Metazoa; Chordata; Ascidiacea; Stolidobranchia; Styelidae
Product: glutathione hydrolase 1 proenzyme-like
Biological process (GO): glutathione catabolic process
Cellular component (GO): plasma membrane
Molecular function (GO): glutathione gamma-glutamate hydrolase
Source: RefSeq, a predicted model, not a curated record
ACUAUUGAGCAAGCUAACUGGCUUGAAGUUGUUUUUACAGAAAUUAAAUGAAUGUUCCAUGUAUAUUUAACUGUGUGCCAAGUAAGAUGAGAACCGCAAGCACGUAUAAAGAAUUCAAAUCAGCUGCUGUAGUUUGCAAUAAUCCUCUAUCAUGCACGGUCGGAAAAAAUAUUUUGCUGGAGGGAGGAUCAGUUGUUGACGCUGCUAUUGCGUCUAUGCUAACAUUGGGAGUCGUUUCGUUCCAAAGCGCCGGCAUAGGUGGUGGAUUCUUCAUGAUUUAUUAUGAUGCAACGACAGGAAAAGAUUAUUUCAUUGAUGCAAAAGCAACCGCUCCUUCGCAAGCAAGCUUUGACAGUUUUAAGGAUACAGAGUCCAGACGGUUUGCUAGAACAUUAGGUGGUACCUCUAUUGCCACCCCUGGUGAGGUUCUGGGGUACUGGGAGGCACAUCAGCGAUUUGGAAAACUUCCAUGGUCACGAUUGUUUGAACCCGCUAUCCACGCAGCAGAAACUGGUUUCGAAAUGACUAAGUCAUGUGGUAAAUGGUUGACAAGAAUGAUGAGAGAUACGAAUAAAAAUGAAGAUCUAAGAAACUUUCUUUCUUGGCCAAAUGGCACUUUCAAGCAAGCUGGUGAUAUUAUUAAAAAUGAGAAGUUGGCAAAGACUUUGCGAGUUAUAGCUAAAGAAGGAGCGAAUGCAUUCUAUAAAGGAUCACUGACAGAUUCCAUACUGGAAGAUAUACGCGACGGAUUUGGAUUUCCGUCAACUAUCACCUCCAAAGAUUUAGAGGAAUACAAAGUCUUAAUUGAACGUUCUCUCAAAAUCAAAUUUGAUGACUUUGCUCUAGUGACAACAGGCGCUCACGGCGGGGGACCUGUACUUGCUUUUAUAUUGAAGAUUCUUGAAGGUUAUAAUUUCGACGUGGACGACUUGAAGAAUAACGAGAUUCUGACUUAUCAUCGGAUUGUUGAAGCCAUGAAGUUUGCGUUUUGCAAAAGAGUAAAGUUGGGUGAUCCGAAUUUCCAUAAAGAAGUCAACGAGAUUGUUAACAAAAUGAUGUCGGACAAAUAUUGCAAAACUGUGAGAGAGAAAAUAGACGAUUUUCAAACACACCCUAAAGAAUAUUAUCAAGAUAGUUCAUUUGCCACCGUUCCCGAUAAGCCAGGGACGGCACAUUUGAAUGUUAUUGGAGAAGAUGGAAGUGCGGUUUCGAUGACGAGCUCUAUAACAUAUGCCUUUGGAAGCAAUAUUCUAGGACAAAGGACUGGAAUUUUAUUUAAUAAUCAAAACUGUGCGUUUACAAUAGAUACUCGAGAAAAUUCGAACAACACAAUUGAACCAGGGAAACGAGCACUUUCUUCAACUACUCCGGCGAUAAUAUUGAAAAAAUCGUCAGACGGUACAAAAGUGAAAAUGAUAACGGGAGGUGCAGGGAGCUCUCGAAUUAUAAAUUCCAUUGCAAUGACUAUUAUGCAGCACUUUUGGUUUGGAAAAAGUAUUGACGAAGCUGUCAGAUCCAAAAGAUUACACCAUGCGUGGGAGCCAAAUAUAUUGUACGUGCAGGAAGGGACGAAAGAGGAAAUUAUGCGAGGUCUGAAAGAUCUCGGACAUGAAGUUGAUGUCGAACAAGAUUUUCUUACGUCUGUUCAGACUAUUGCAAGAUUGGACGACGGAACUAUAGCUGCAAAAUGUGAUGAUAGACGAGAAAGCUCCCCCGACGGUUAUUAAAGGACUUUAAAAGCUAUUUUUCCUUGAUAUUCAUAGAACAAUUAAAUAAGGUGUUAUCGUGUGAGGAUGUACAGGAUUCAAUAUACAGUAUAGAAUGUUACUUUACAUGAAUUUAUAAAUACAUUGAACACAGUGG